GCAUGAUUGAAAAACCCGAAACGAGGGCGUUAGCGGCGUUAGCCAGCAAGAUCGCCAUGGCGGCUGUGUGGUUGAAACGACGGAAGGAGCUGCAGUGUUUGUUGGAUCCUUCUCAAAGGUCCCAGAAGGAGCCAGAAGAAGAGUGGAAGCUUCCAAAGGAACUUUCUCCUCGAAUUGCCGAAAUUCGGAGGAUCGUCAUGGAACAGUCGCAGACGGUGGAUGAGUCUGAUCUGGAGUACUGGCCCAAAUCGAGCGCAGGAGGAUCUGAACAUCCAAGCCUAAGUUCGGCCAGUCCAAGCCCAGUGGGGCCAACGAGCCCUCAAGGUGUGCUACUUUCUUCACCCACUUCUGCCAGCGAGACAGGAUCGACAACUCCUGCUGCCGAUCUGCCCAGUCCAGCCAGCCCUGGCACUGUCAGCUCAGGCAUUGCCAGACGAAGGUCCUCGGUGAACCUUCGGCAACCAUUGCCUGACACAGAAGGUGAUGUGAUUGACUUCCUGGAACGGCGGCGAGUGGUGGCAACAAAGACAUUUAUUGUAAAGAUGUGGCAGAAAGGCCAGAGAGGAAUCCUCACCGGGGACAUCGUGGUACCUGCUCAUGAGGAGAUGCAGCUCAUUACACAGGUCUUGCGGCCGCCACAUCCGGAUGAGCACAGUGGGGUCAGCGACUGCCGCUUUCUAGUGGAAGCCGAGGAGUUAGCCGCGGCAAUCAACUGGAUUGUCACAAGAGAGAACAAGAACCUGGAAGGGCCUUUAAAAUGGCCCAAGACCUCAACUGCGCGCUUUAGAGAAUGGGUGACUACUCUCGUGACGAUGGAGAGGGAUUGUCGAGAGAUGGAACGCCAGGCACGCUGCUGGCUCAUGCGCUUCAAGCUUUUGUAUGGGGGUGUGCUUCCUGAAACUCCGCGGGACUAUUCUUUCGAACAUCGAGUACGCGUUGUAGACUUCUGGUAUGAAUACCACAAGGAUGCUUGGAACACCCGGCAUCCAGGGUUGAAGAGGAGUGGCACUGGACUAGGGACCAAGCAGGCGACUGGGCCAGCCGCUGACCCUUCCAAAAUCAAGAAGCAGCUGUCCACGAGACGAAUGAUGAGUAGCAGAUCCCAGACUUCCUUCCUGCGAGAUGCUGGCACCGGUGCGGUGUGCAAGCUGCCUCCUGUUCGCAGCCUGACCACGGAGCGCUACCUAAAGCAAUGCAACGGCUUGCCGAUGACCCCUUUGCCGAUGCCCUUCAUGAUUGGAGAAACCAAAGACUUGCUACUGGCGCACCUGGACCUCAGUGACAUGGAGUUGCUGGCUGUGGCUGAGACUCUACCAACAGUGGAAGCAGUGCAGAAGGUUGACCUGCAUGGCAACGCCAUGUUGAGUGACAAAGCUGUUGCUCAGCUCUUGAAGCGCUUGCUGGCACCCAAAUUGGCUUCGAAAUUGCUGGAGCUGAGCAUCGCGGGGUGCACUCGGGCAGGGGCCAAUACCACCGACCGUGCCAUUGAGCUCGUGAGCGAUGCCUUCAAUUUGCAACGACUUGACCUGAGCGGUGUGAAGAUUGACCACCACAAGUUGCUUCCACUUUGCGAAGCGAUCAGUGAGCGCCAGACACUGUCCUUUGUCAGCCUCAGUGGGACGACCUUUGGGAAGGGUCCAGUUGGCUUUGGCUGCCAGUGCGUGACCACGCUCCUCCAGGGACAUGUGGCAGAGUUGGACCUUAGCUGGAAUCAGUUCUCUUCCGAACUCUUUUGCUGCCUUGGGGAGACACUGGCCAAGCGGAAGAUGGUGAAGAAGCUGAACAUUUGCAACUGCUCUGGCGGAGGCCUUGACCGCUUGUCAACACCAGUGAACUUCUAUUUAGAAGAGCUACAGAUGGAUUCAGCUUUGACAUCGCUGGAUUUGUCCAUGACCCGGAUGGACUUCCGGUCCGCAUUGAUUCUAGAGGACGCGCUCCAGAAUCACAAGAGCUUGAAGCACUUGCAGCUCUCUGACAAUCCUUUAGGCCCACGUGGCUUGAGGUCCAUCCUUCGAUGUGUUGCCAGCGAGACGAAUUGCUUACAGUUUUUUGACACUUCUGGAUGCUAUGGAGGGGAGGAGCCAUCCAUCAAUGACCAUGAGGUCUUUAAAAUGAGUGACUUGCAAGGUGCAGGCUCCUAUAAUUUGCAACUCCAUCGCCCGUAUCAUCGGUCUUUGCUGCGAAUGCUUUACAAAGCAGCUGAACGAUUCCACUUGUCACCCUCUGAAGUCUUCAUUGUCAACUCUGAGGGACCGUUUGCCCAUGGGACCAAGAAGAAAGAUGGCACAUGGGAGGUGCCACGCGAAGGGGAGGUAUCGUUGUCCUUCAAUUUGGAAAGAUGUUUGGAAUCAUCCAUUUUCAAAGGUUUGGAGCGAGAUUUUGACACGGUCAUCAAACGCUUCUACCAGGUCACGCGGCACCAGCUUGAUGAGAAGAAGGCCAUCCCUGUCUUUGGGCGCUGGUACGACUUGGAUGGCUUCUUCCACUCUCAGACCGUUCUACUGAAGGCCUUGAGCUCCGACUUUGUCUUGUCUCUAGCAGACUUGCGAGUACUGGCCGCGACAUCACAGCUUGCAAAGCCCAAGUGCAUCAUCAAUCUGCUUCCCUCAGUGCUGCGGGAGCCUGGAUGGUACUUUAUUGCGCAGGGGAUGUACAGUACGACCUCUGAGUGUGUGACCUGUCGCAUGCAGCUGAGAGAGCUCAUCAACUUUUCCACUGGAAAUCCCACUGGGCACUACAAGCUGGAAUUGGAGAACCGCGCAGAUUUGGCAGUGGCUGAGAUGCUGAGAUUGUUGGACAAAUGGGAAGUCUUGAUGGAUAAGAAGUUCGACCGGCCUGACAUCUCAGCGACUCAGAACAGAUCGCAUGCGCGAAAUAUUUUCUACCAGGGCAAGCCAGUACAGAACACCUUCGCUGACUGGAAGUUGCCAAGCCAUGAUAAGCUUGAGCUGGACUACAGCAGCUCGUUCGGACCCCCACCAACAGCACGAGCCCUCCCAUCUGCAACUUUCCAGAUGAUGCUGGAUACAGUCCACAAUCCCCUGUGUGAUCCAGCUGUGGUGGUGCAAGCGCUGAAGAGCAAUUCCUCCAAAUUUUUCCUCUCAUCCAGGCAGCUCAGACAGUUGAUUGGCGUCUUUGAGCGGCCGCAGCACCGCAUCGAACUGUGCGUCACACUCUUCAACCGCAUCAUGGACCCGGAGCACGCAAAGCUUUAUCGUGGAAGGAUUGGAAGCUUUGAAGACUUGCUUGUCUUCAGCCGACGCAUCGGCAUGGCCAGGAGUUUCCCAUACAUGCAGCCAGAGUUCGAACAAUUCCACUUCAACUUCCACUUCCAUGAUGAGCGCGCAUGCAUCUCGAACUUGCUGGCGAUCUCAUCUCGCGAAGAUCCGGGGUAUAUUCGAAAUCCAGUGUAUAUUUUGCCUGAUGGAACCAUUGACCCGCUGAAGAUGGGUAUUCCUCGAAGCUGGGAGAUGCAAGACCGAGUUCCAGUGGGAGGUACAUUUAAGUGCAGCUAUGUGUGUGCAGCGACGCAGCGCAACUUUAUGAAUCGUAAGCACCUUUGCAAGACGUACCACUUUUCCGACGUGCACCAACUGGAAAAGGAAGUGGAGUGGUGGACCAAUAACAGGGAGGUUCCAUCUGAAGUUAUUGAUUUGGCUUUGUACUUGAAGGAGAAGAACCUGGACCUCAAGAAAGUCUUUGAUUCCUUUGAUGGUGCAGAUGGAAAUGGUGAAGUGGGUUACAUCAAGCUCAUUCGAGGCUUGGAGGGCCUCAGCUGGCCAAAUCCAGAGAUUGAACGAAGCGAGAAUGAGCUCAAGGAGCUCUACGUGACAGUCUUCCGCUGCCUGAAUGCCAAUGGUCAUGGAACCAUGGUGAGAGGUGACUGGACUAUCCUGCAGCAAGUCACUGAUGAUAUCCAGCAGACCAUCGGAGAAUGCUUGCAAUACCUGCUCAGAAUCAGCGAUGGCUCCUGGAACAACAUGUGGAAAAAGCUGGACGUUGAAGGCCUGGGAAGCCUCAACAGAGAAGCAUGGCUGCGGGCUGUGGAACGACUUUGCUAUUUUGGGCCCAGCGAACUUGUCUUUCGUGCUGCGAGGAAGGAAGGUAACAUCACGAAAGAGUCAUUGCGCUCAUUGGAACCAAUUCUCCAAAAAGUUGCUGAUGCAGAGUGAUCCAAUCUUCGCUACGUGCCAGGCUGUUGACGACGUUUUACUCCUUUAUUCUGCAGAGGAUCUCCUUGUUCUGGUGUUGUUCCACGCCUUUUGGUUCCC
Messenger RNA from Durusdinium trenchii, 4271 nucleotides. The record is from the annotation of a GenBank genome assembly. NCBI's taxonomy places the organism in Eukaryota, Dinophyceae, Suessiales, Symbiodiniaceae.